AUGUCAGACAGCUUCCACGAGCAGUUAAAGACAGACAGCUGGUUCCUGAAGUCGGACCGGCGCCUGGACACCGAGCUGGUGGAUAAAAUCAUUCUGCAGUUGAACAGAAUCUACCCUCAGAUUCUCACCGACAAGGAGGCCACCAAGUUCCGUGAUCUGGAUGUGCCCACAUGUGUGCGACUGUCUGAGUUGCUCACACACCUUCAGGAGAAAGGGGAGGAAGCGUGCCGAGAGUUUUACCGCGCGCUUCACCUGCACGUGGAGGAGGUGUAUUUCAGCCUCCCAACACGCCUCCGCCGCCGUCGGGAAUCUGUGGAUCCGACGCUGAGGCCGAACAUCAGACCCACUGAGAGAUACGUCUUAAACGAACAGGGUAAUCUCCCAUCACCUUCUGUUGGACAACAGGCAUGUUCUCGUCAGGGCUCUGACCUGCGAUUCCCAUCUCUCUUUCUCUCUGCAGGGCCGCUGUUCUUCCUCAGCUGUUUCAGCGCGGUUGUCGGAGCAGCGUUGCUGUAUUAUUACGGCGAUGUGAAGGCAGCAUCAGGUUCGAGCAGCGCUCUGGGCUUCGCCGCUCUCAGGAUUGGGAGAAAGGUCCGAGAGGUUCUGAUCUGGUACACAGAAGACGGGCUGGGCCGAUAACCUCACACACUGCUCCGGUUUUUAACAGUUUUACACUCACGCGAUGCUCUGUUCACCUGAAAGAUUCCUGCGGGUUUAAAGUGCCUUCCAAAGUUUUUUUUUUUUUGUAAGGAUUGUGUCCAUCCUGUGCAUGAUAUAACAGGACACGCCCAAAGCUGUUCCAGACUUCUGUCUCAUUUCAGUUCAUUUUUCCCCACAAGAAAACUCAAUCUCUGUAGAUCUCGUCUGGCGUUACUGUGAAUGAUAGUAAUGCUCAUUUUAUAUAUAUAUUUUUAACAAAGCAAAAGAAACAGUUGUGAACCCGAGGCGUGUUCAUGGUGUGGGUUUGUAAAUGCGUCCCUGAACGUGUUAGAGCUGAAGGAACCUGAGGUCGGACGCUGUCGAACCGGACCAAUCGGAAAAGGAACAGGGAUCUGGUUUUUGUUUUGUUUUUUAAAUUGUUUCACCUGAUUUACAUGCGUGUGUUUUCACAGAAACUUCCAUAUGCACUAAUCUUUGCAGAAUCUGUACAUUUCUUCAAGGUAAAGACACUCAGAAGGUCACAAUGCUCUCGAAUGAGGUGCUGCUCUGGACCGGGCGUGUGCCCAUAAUCAGCUGUAAAAAUAUCAGAGUUUUUUAUUGUGGACGCUUUAAAUCAUCGUCACUAACGCUAACACGAGUUACACUACACCAUGGAACCCAGUUGCAUCCGGAACCCUGCGUCAGUUCGUGGCCCGAGGAGUCAUUCGAGUGAGUCGUUUAGUUGUCACUGAAUUUAGACAGAAAUUAGAAUCCUAAUGUCGAAUUUGUCACAGAGUCAGUGGUUUAAAAAAACGACUGCGUGUCUGUCACUCGUCAAAUAAUACACAGUGAUACCAACGUUCUGAUUAACGACAGCGGCAUGGAACCCAGGAUAAAGAGACAGCAGCUUAGUGACGCUUCGCUUGUUCCAGGAUCCGUCUGAGGAAAUAUCCAGUGACUACAAGUAAACAAGCGUCAUCUAAUGCCGAGAUCAGACGACACGAUAUUUUUCCUUCCCGAUGGUCACAGCGUCAGAUCAGACGAUCGUAGUGCCAUAAAUUCUUGCCAUGUUUUGGUCGCGAGACUGGAAACACUACAAGUUCGGCACGGAUCAAUCAUCGAGCAGGAGGGUCAAGAAACUGUCCAUCAGAGCGAUCAAGGAAACGCAUCGGAGGAUCUGUGCGAGCAAACAGAAAAAAUUCUGACAUGCUGGAUUGUUGCUUCAGGAGUCCUGGACGCCACGCCGCCGUUCUGUGAUUAUCAUCUCACGACAAGGUCUGUUUGUCAUCCCGAUGUUCGGAUUCACUGGAAAUUUGUCCGCUGUGUCAAAAUCAGGCUGAAUUUAUGGAGUUUGAUUUCGGCAUAAACGUCUCCAAGUGAACCCGCAGUCGUACACUAAAGCAGUGUCCCCACAGGGGGCGCCAGAGAGAGGAUAUGGAGUUGUAAAUCACCUGGGUCGCCAACAAACUCACACUGGCAUCACAGAUCAAACAGAACGCUGUGCACGAGAGACUGGCAUCAUUCAGACAGAAUAAGAUACAGAUAAUUCUUUACUGAUGCUCAAAGGGGAAAUCACAUUCCAAAUCUUUAUAAAACCGGCUGGGGUUCAUUCUGUGCUUUUCGCAGUUUUGUUAUACAUUUUGUUUGACAUGGACCAUUGAGAAGAAAUCUGUGCCUUUACAAGCUUUUGUAAUUUGAGGUGUUUUUUUUUUAAUGAGGGCCUGAGACUGAAAAUAAUUGCGAGUCAUGCAGUCGGCACACGUUUAUCUCAGACAGCAUGAUGAAAGUCGAAAGAGUGUGAAGUGGAAGUGUUGUUGAGGCUGAAGUCAUCGUACCAGGACACAGAAGCCAGGAAUUAACGGGUUCAUGCUCAUAACUUCCUCUUUAUUCCUGUUCCUCAUUAACAGGGUAAAAGCCAUGGUGACUGCGAGGCUAGAACACGUACGGCAGGGUGAUGGGGUGUUUGAGAUCUGAGGUUUUACAGAAACACUGAUAAUUUUUAUGAAAGUUUGUUCAAACUCGAAUGCGUUUCAAUUCACUGGCGUGCCUGAUCUUGUUUUUGUACCCAUUUUCAAUCAAUCAAUAAAUAAAUCCAAACACUA
Neoarius graeffei (lesser salmon catfish) is the source of this 2741-nucleotide messenger RNA. RefSeq names its product caspase recruitment domain family, member 19 (gene card19). The record is from RefSeq and is a predicted model, not a curated record. Gene Ontology annotation, cellular component: mitochondrion. The transcript has 4 exons. The coding region runs from base 1 to 639 and encodes 212 amino acids. NCBI's taxonomy places the organism in Eukaryota, Metazoa, Chordata, Actinopteri, Siluriformes, Ariidae.